AUGGCGCAAAAUGGCGUGGGAUCGUACUCGAACCCAUUGAAGAAGUUCAAACUCGUCUUCCUCGGCGAGCAAAGUGUCGGCAAGACGUCUCUCAUCACGCGGUUCAUGUACGACUCGUUCGACACGACAUACCAAGCCACGAUUGGCAUCGACUUCCUUUCCAAAACGAUGUACCUCGAAGAUCGGACGGUCCGCCUGCAGCUGUGGGAUACCGCAGGCCAAGAACGAUUUCGCUCCCUGAUCCCUUCAUAUAUCCGUGACUCGUCGGUGGCCGUGGUGGUGUAUGACAUCUCCUCGAGGAAGACCUUUGAACAGACCCGGAAAUGGAUAGACGACGUGCGAGGCGAGCGCGGCAACGAUGUGAUUGUCGUGUUGGUUGGCAACAAGACGGAUCUGGGAGACAGCAAACGUGAGGUCACGACACAGCAGGGCGAGGAAGAGGCCAAAAGAGCCGGAGCCAUCUUCAUGGAAACCAGUGCCAAAGCCGGUCACAACGUCAAGGCCCUGUUCAGGAGAAUCGCCCAGGCUUUGCCUGGCAUGGAGGCAGAGGGCGAGUCGCAGCCCAAUCCCCAGAGUAAGAAAGACCCCAACACACAACACAUAUCCCGUGCACGCGAAUAUGCCCGGGCAAUCUUGGCUGACUUGGAAACGCGCAGUGAUUGA
Molecule: messenger RNA, 663 nt
Organism: Capronia coronata CBS 617.96
Lineage: Eukaryota; Fungi; Ascomycota; Eurotiomycetes; Chaetothyriales; Herpotrichiellaceae
Product: Ras-like protein Rab-6A
Exons: 3
Coding region: 1-663 (220 amino acids)
Molecular function (GO): GTP binding; GTPase activity
Source: RefSeq, a predicted model, not a curated record